AUGGUGUUUGUUUGAUGAGAUGAUGAAAUGCGAUGCAGCCUGCUCCACGUCUCUCCAUCGGUGAUUGUUUGGUGGGAGAAAGAGACUUUCGAAACUCAAAAUUUAAAAAACACAACAAUAAAAAAACUAUAGCAUUAAGCAAAAAUAGCCUUACAAACAAAAAUGAUGAAAAACAAAGAGCAAACUCUCAUCUUUCCUUCUCACACCCACUUCUCCGAUGACCACACCCUCCCCCUCUCCCACCUUGACACCGAUCGCAACCUCCACUUAACCAUCCGCUACCUCCGCGCUUACACCGCCACAACCACCACCCAUCACCACAGCAACCACUUCCACGUUAUCUCUUCCUCCCUCUCGCAAACACUCCCUCACUACUACCCACUCGCCGGCACACUCCGCCGCCGCAAACACCCCGACAACCGCCUCGAACUCUUUUGCACCACCAAUCAAGGCAUCCCUCUAAUCCACACUACCGUAGACUUCACUCUCGACUCCGUAAACUACCUCGACGACCCUGCUUCGCCUUUCGUCGAACAGCUGGUGCCCGACCCAGAACCCGAAGAGGGAAUGGAGCAUCCAUGUAUGCUUCAGCUAACGGUUUUCAAGUGCGGUGGGUUUACCCUCGGUGCAGCGAUUCAUCACUCGCUAUGCGACGGGAUGGGUGGGACUCUGUUUUUUAACUCGGUGGCUGAGUUGGCUCGCGGGGUGACUCGGAUAACAGUGGAGCCUAUAUGGGAUCGAGAAAAGUUGUUGGGUCCAAGGGAUCCUCCCCGAGUGGAUUCGCCGUUGAUAAGAGAGUUUCUGAGUUUGGACAAAGAAUUUUCGCCAUAUAAAGAGAAUAUCGGUCCUGUUAAGAGAGAGUGUUUUCAUGUGAGGGAUGAGUGCUUAGACAAUUUCAAAAGAUCGUUGUUUGAUCAAUCUGGAUUCAACUUCACCACUUUUGAAGCUCUAGGUGCCUACAUUUGGAGAUCCAAGGUAAGGGCCUCACGAGUGGAGGAUAAAGAGAAGGUUAAAUUUGCAUACUCAAUAAAUAUACGAAGAUUAAUAAAGCCAUCACUACCUCCUGGGUAUUGGGGAAAUGGUUGUGUUCCAAUGUAUGUUCAACUUAGUGCCAAAGAUUUGAUAGAGAGACCAAUUUGGGAAACUGCAGAGCUAAUAAGAAAGAGUAAAAGCAAUGUUAGUGAUGAGUAUGUUCGAUCCUUCAUUGAUUAUCAAGAGCUGCAUUUUGGUGAUGGGAUCACGGCAAGGAAAUGGGUGAGUGGGUUCACUGAUUGGAGGCACUUGGGUCAUUCUACUGUGGAUUUUGGGUGGGGUGGCCCUGUUACUGUUUUGCCACUAGGAAGAAACUUGCUUGGGAGCGUUGAACCUUGUUUCUUCUUGCCUUAUUCGACUGCUAGUGCGGAGAAAAAGGAUGGCUUUAAGGUUUUGGUGACUUUGAAUGAGGCAGCUUUGUUUGCUUUUCGAGAAGACAUGCAAAUGUUUGCCGGUGGCCAAGAGACCGCACUCUUGCCGCGCAUUUGAUGAUAUGAGCCAUUGAUUUUAUUUGAACAAAUAAAGAUGAGUUUAGACCUCAGGUAUUAUAAGGCAUAUGCUAUAAGAAUUAGGUUUAGGAUAUAAAUAGGAAAUAGUGCAUCACUGAAAUUCUCCUUUUGGGAUGGUUGUGUUGUAUCAAGAGAGUAUAUUGUUGUGUAAAGCUGUCUUCAACAAGUCUAAGUGCUGAGAAGUUGAACAUUGUGGUUCGAAUUUGUACUUUUAUACUCUAGUAUUUUAUCAUCUGAGUUAUACUUAUAGGAUA
Molecule: messenger RNA, 1795 nt
Organism: Lathyrus oleraceus (garden pea)
Lineage: Eukaryota; Viridiplantae; Streptophyta; Magnoliopsida; Fabales; Fabaceae
Product: spermidine sinapoyl-CoA acyltransferase
Exons: 2
Coding region: 163-1521 (452 amino acids)
Source: RefSeq, a predicted model, not a curated record